Molecule: messenger RNA, 1507 nt
Organism: Nothobranchius furzeri (turquoise killifish)
Lineage: Eukaryota; Metazoa; Chordata; Actinopteri; Cyprinodontiformes; Nothobranchiidae
Biological process (GO): regulation of DNA-templated transcription elongation
Cellular component (GO): nucleus; DBIRD complex
Molecular function (GO): DNA binding
Source: RefSeq, a predicted model, not a curated record
ACACGUCGAUGCUACUGACGCAUCUCCCGAGUGUUGCGCUUUUCUGCCACCUAUCGGUGGGUGGCUGUACAUGAUUUGGCGCUAGCUUUAGCCCAGCCUCACUCAUCAUUUAUCGGUUUUAGCGGAAUAAUGAACCGGCAGAAUAAAACCCCGUUCAUCCACCGUGCGAUGGCCCUAACACCGUUUCCUGUAAACACCCAGAUGCCACCCCAAAGAGUCCCCCAGGCCUUCAUAGAAGCCAUGAAACGCAUUUCAUCAUCUGACACAAACCCCGGAAUCCUCCCGAAGCCGGAUAAAGAACAACGUUCAGAUACGAAAUGGAAAUCUUCCUUCCAGCCAAUUAACCAACAGGACGGAGACAACCAGGAGGAAGGUCCCAGCAGCGCGGAGAGGGUCGAGCUGUACGAUCCUAGCAACCCUCUGUCUUCAGACUCUGAGCCAGAGAAAUCACCAGAUCAAGAACGUGCAUGCUCUCCAACGAACGACGAGAACAGCGUGGAACACCAGCGCCUGUCUCCAGACAGACUACACCUUCACAGCAGCUACUGGCACUCAGCCUUCCACGAGUCGGUGGACCCACCUCUGGACAGACAGAAGUUGUUCACCACACCCACAGAGAGCACCACUGAGAAGCACCCUCACAAUCUGGAAACUGAAAUGCACGAUCGUCCCGGUUACGGCUUCCAAAGCAGAUCCCUGGAACAAAGAGGCAGCAGUCCCAACCGGCUUGUUCACGGCUCCUCCACUCCAGGGUUUCCUGAGUCUCAUAGCCGACGAAGGGCUAAUGAGGAGGAGGAGAGAAUAACUUGGCCUGAAUACACGAGAGAGAUGACCCCCACAGUCCGCUCAUCCCCACCCAGGUUAAAACGAGACCAUCAACAGCUGGGCUGUCUGGAAAAGGGACUCGACCCAGAAGCUCCUCCCCCAAAGGCGACAAAGCAUGAAGGAGUCGACGUCAUAAUGGACCAGUGUCCCAUCACCUGUGACCUCUGUGAAGUCGAGCUGGCCAACGCUCAGGAGCUGGAGGAUCACCUGGACUGCAAAAGCCACUGGGACACUCUGGAGCACAUCCAGCAAAAUAACGAUUAUGACGACCUGGCCAUAGCAUUCCUGCAGGAAGUCAUGCUGUACAAGAGCCAUCACUGUAGCCGGGCAGUAGAAGAAAAUGCACUCCCAGCUCUGCAGCAAAACCACCACAUGACGAAGGUGGAGAUGUUUCGUUGUGCAGCUUGUAAAGUCUACGUGUCGACAUCUGCAGCUGAGGUGAAGACUCACAUCUCGUCUCAGGACCACCUCUCCAACACUCAGGACUUUGCAGCGCAGCAGAGGAGAGCGUGCCUUAGCAAGGCAGAGACCAUGCUCCAGGAGCUGCAACCACAGCUCCAACACUUCCUCAAGGGUGGGACUCCUUUUAAGUGAAGCGAUUGAAUCUUCAGAGUCCUCUUCAGCUGAAGAACGAGCAUCAGCUCUGCUGUCAUCAUCUAAUAAAGUCUGAUCCACACCUUCA